AUGAAAAAACAGCCAGCAUCACACAACUUGAAAUGCAAAGAAAUGUGUGGGAAGGGUAGUCUCCUAAACGAGGAAAGUCAUGAACCUGGCGUUGAACUACACUCUUACGUGAAUGGAGUAGGAAUGGAGUAUCAUAAUGAUGAUAGGAUUAUACUCGCAAAACGAGACAUCCAUCCAUCGGAGAGAAACAGAGUAGUGAUGGUACCAACUGGUAACAUCACGAUUGCAAGUUGUGAUGACCCAGGAGGACAUAGCAAAAAGGAAAACAGAGAAUUAGUAAUUAAUGGCACGAGGUAUUGGAACACAGACGGACUUACCAUGAAGAGAUCUAAAGCAAAUAGGGUGGGGUUGAGGUAUCGUGAUGAAGGAUGGAUCACGAUUUAUGAGUGGAAUACUCACCCCCCUGAGGAUAAAACAGAGUAUGAAAUGGAAGAAAGGACAAUAUUCAUAAGUACGUGGAAACCAUGGGACCCCGAGAAUAGCAGAAAUGAUGAUGUUACGGAAGAGGAAUCUACAAACGAUGAAGAAUUAGUAGAUAAAGAUUAUUGGUGGGAGCAAUACUAUAGAAAAAAGGAUACGACCGUCGGUGUGCCUAAUAACCACCAAGAUGAUAGGGACGAAGUAGUGUUAGUACCAACCAGUGUCAUCACGAUUAUAAGUUGUGAUGAUCCAGGAGGACAUGGUAAAAAGACAAACCGGGAAUUAAUGAGUAGUGGCACAAGGCAUGGGGAUAUGGAUGGACUUAUUGAUGGGAGAUCUGAUGUGAGUGGAGGUGAAUUGGGAUGUCAUGAGGAUGGAAGGACGAUAACUGAUGACUCUCCUGAUAAGGAUAAAAUGGAGGAUGAAAUGAAAGGAGGGACGGUGGUGAUGAAUGCAAGGAAAUUAUGGGCACCCGGAUACAAAAAAUGGUGGCAACGGACGAAUACACUCAAGAAGUUAAUGAUAGCAUAUGUAGACGUCAUUGCAAAACUAAUACAUUGCACAAUGAUGAUCAUUGUUAUGAUGAUUCUGAUAACCAAUGAAACUGUCUCGAAAUCUGAGUGUGCAGGAAUAGUGCGAUAUAUUGGUAGCAUUAGCAGGAAGGCCGGUGGUGCACAGAAGGAUGGAGGGAAAGAGAGCGUGAAAAGAGAACACAACAAAGGUUACAACUAA
Messenger RNA from Acaulospora morrowiae, 1152 nucleotides. The record is from the annotation of a GenBank genome assembly. NCBI's taxonomy places the organism in Eukaryota, Fungi, Glomeromycota, Glomeromycetes, Diversisporales, Acaulosporaceae.